Messenger RNA from Eublepharis macularius, 3193 nucleotides. RefSeq names its product adenylosuccinate synthetase isozyme 2-like. The record is from RefSeq and is a predicted model, not a curated record. The transcript has 13 exons. Gene Ontology annotation, biological process: 'de novo' AMP biosynthetic process; IMP metabolic process. Lineage: Eukaryota; Metazoa; Chordata; Lepidosauria; Squamata; Eublepharidae. Gene Ontology annotation, cellular component: cytoplasm. Bases 9 to 1421 code for a protein of 470 amino acids. Gene Ontology annotation, molecular function: GTP binding; adenylosuccinate synthase activity.
UGCUGCACAUGGCGGGAGCUAAGAGCGCGGGAACCGGCGGCCUACUGAAUGGAGGGGACGAGAGCCCGGAAGGGAAGCGGCCCCGGUUGGGGGCCGUCCCGCCGGCAUCGUCGUGGCCCGGCCCCCCGGGGAACCGCGUGACGGUGGUGCUGGGGGCGCAGUGGGGGGAUGAGGGCAAAGGGAAGGUGGUCGACCUGCUCAGCCAGGAUGCCGAUCUCGUCUGCCGGUGCCAGGGAGGCAACAAUGCGGGCCACACUGUUGUGGUGGAUUCAGUUGAAUACAAUUUCCAUCUGUUGCCCAGCGGGGUUAUCAACCACAGUGCCACGUCAUUCAUUGGAAAUGGUGUCGUCAUCCACCUACCAGGACUCUUUGAGGAAGCUGAGAAAAAUCUUAAGAGAGGGCCAGGUUUGGAAGGCUGGGAGUCUCGGACAGUGAUUUCAGACCGGGCCCACCUUGUGUUCAAUUUCCACCAGGCUGUGGAUGGGAUCCAGGAACAGCAGAGACAGCAGCAAGGUGGCAAAAACCUUGGCACAACCAAGAAGGGGAUCGGCCCUGCGUACGCCUCCAAGGCUUCCCGGACUGGCCUGCGUAUCUGCGAUCUGCUGGCAGAUUUUGACGAGUUCUCCAAGAAGUUCAAGGUCUUGGCUCAGCAAUACAAAGCAACAUAUCUAGCUCUCACCAUAGAUGUGGAAGGUGAACUGCAACAACUGAAGGAAUAUGCCGAGAAGAUCCGCCCGUUAGUGAAGGAUGGUGUUUAUUUCAUGUACCAAGCCCUACAUGGUCCAACCAAGAAGAUCCUUGUGGAGGGGGCCAACGCUGCAUUGUUAGACAUAGACUUUGGUACCUACCCAUUUGUGACCUCCUCCAAUUGCACAGUGGGGGGUGUCUGUACUGGCCUUGGCAUCCCUCCACAUUACAUUGGCAAGGUGUAUGGCGUGGUGAAAGCUUAUACCACUCGGGUUGGUGUUGGGACGUUCCCCACGGAGCAGGACAAUGAAAUAGGAGAGCUGCUGCAAUCACGGGGCCGUGAAUUUGGCGUGACCACAGGCCGGAAGCGCCGCUGCGGCUGGUUGGAUCUUGUGCUGGUGAAAUACGCCCAUAUGAUCAAUGGAUUCAGCGCCCUGGCAGUGACCAAGCUCGAUAUCCUGGACACCUUUGAGGAGAUCAAAAUUGGCGUGGAGUACCGGCUGGAUGAGAAACGCAUACCUUAUUUCCCAGCAAACCAGGAGCUCCUCAACAAGGUGACUGUGGAAUACAAGACUCUACCUGGCUGGCAGUGCAGCACUGAGGAGGCCCGCAGCUUCAGCGAAUUGCCCUCCCAAGCCCAGGGGUACAUCCGAUUCAUAGAGGAUUAUCUUGAGGUGCCAGUGAAGUGGGUUGGAGUGGGGAAAUCCCGCACAUCCAUCAUCAAGCUUUUCUGAGGCUGGCGUGAGAGCUGGACCCUCGUUUUGGAAGAAUACGGCAGGCCCUCCUGCUUGCCACUGCCGCAUGCAUUUCACGGACCAGUCAGCAGAAGAUGGCAAAAAGUACAGGGAUGGGGUAACCCCCCCACCCCACCCCCAGUUCAGCCCUUCCUUCGUCCAGGCAGCCUUUCUCCUUCCUUCAGCUAAGAACACUCUUCGCUCACGUUCAUCUUUGCAGAGACUUAUAUUCCCACCACAGCCGGCCCUUUUCCCCAUCUUGGCCCCAGUUGGAAUCACUGUUUUCAACCUUUGCCUUUUAUUCAGCUCUCCUGUCUAUUUGCCGUACUUGGAGGGGAGAGGCCAUUGUCCACCCUCCCACCCCAACCCCCCCGAUACUUUUGGAUGGCCAGCACACUCCAUUUUCCUCUUCUGCAUUCAUGUGUCUGUCUGCCCGCUCCUUUUUGGUUCAUCCAUAAAGCCAAACCAUACAGCAAGCAAACAGGGAAGGAACGUUAGGCUUACGAGUCCCUCCUCGCCUUUUGUGUUAUAGUACAAAUUAGCAAUUUCCUCUUUUGUAGCCCACCAUAGUUUGCCGUUGCCUGUCCUGGAUAGCCCAGGCAAGCCUGAUCUCGUCAGAUCUCGGAAGCUGAGCAGAGUUGGCCUCGGUUAGUAAUUGGAUGGGAGACCUCCAAAGGAGACCAGGGUCACUGUGCAAAAGCAGGCAAUGACAAACCACCCCUGUUAAGUCUCUUGCCUUGAAAAAUCCAGAAGGGGUCACCGUAAGUUGGCUACAACUUGAGGGCACUCUCCACCACCAUCACAGUUUUCCAUUGCAUCUAAACUAACAACCUGUGGUUUGUGGCAUUGGCCCUGUAGACUUUCAUUGAAAUCCUAAACAGAGUUACUCCAGUCUAAGCCCAUUAAUUUCAGCAGGCUUAGACUGGAGUAACUCUGCUUAGGAUUUCACUGUUUGGUUUGCUCUUUUGCUGGCAAUUCUGGUUUUCAGAGCAAGAACCACCCGUAGCUUGUUGAGUUGGAUAUAAUGGCAGCUUGUGCAAAAUGAGGUAAAAAAUUGGAUUAUUUGAGGGGUGAGGGAGGGACUGAGCUAGCCUAAAUCUUCGUUGCGACUUGUUCAUGCAGUGCCAACUCAGUGUUUGGUUUUAUAUCCAAACCCAAACCAUAUAGGUUGCUGGUGAUUUUCACCUGUCUGCCUCAGCACUCCAGGACAUUGUGGUGCUAAGUAUGAGACAUCCCAACACAACCGGGCAGUUUUACCUCUCCUAAUAACGGAGCGAUCGACUUAAUCCAUCAUGGGGGUAGGAUCCCCAUUCUGUGCUGCAGACCGUGUCUGCUCUCUGUCUUUCCCAUUAUUUUGUGGAGAAAUACCCAGCUGGUUUAGAACUCUGCAUUUAACCAAUGUCUCAAGUUUCUAUGAUUAGAAAUACCCGUGCAAACCAAACCCCCUCCUAGGCAGGGCCGAGCGGGGGGCAAUGUGUGUAGACGGUAAAAGUGCUACCCAGAAUCACUGUCUUUUUCUCACCCGCUGUUGAUUUUUAAAGCAGGAAGAGAGAUUUUUCCGGGGUGACCAUUUCUGUCCUACUUGCACAGUAUCACCCCUCCCACCCUAAUGUAUUAUUGCUGCCACUUUGAAAGGCAACUUCCUGAUGUUGUCAUGUUGCCCACAUGCGUGAGCCCAGCGGGGAUUUCUGGGCAUUUCUGCAGCUGCCGUUUUUUCACUGUAGACAUAAGUAUCAAUAAAGAACGAUGGAUUAUUUUAUCACUAGGAUAUA